AUGGCUUCGCUCGACUGGUGAUUUACCACGUUAAAUUACCGCUGGUGAACGUCCAGCGUGGCGUUUGUAGCACUGACGCGACGGGAGUGCCACAGUCCCCAGGGCCUCGCGUCAUAUCGGAGCCCGUCGCUUCCAUUCCCUCCCGACUCGCAGGCAACUCACCGCCGACACAAGCCCCAGCCAGAGCCCCACUCACUUCUUGACUCGCAGUUCCAAGAUGAGUCCGAGUCCUGCCGAGGGCUGGAGCACGGAUGAAUUCCGCCAGAUUCAAGCAGCGGAAGGAUGUUCUCCACUCCGACACUUCCCCAUAUCCCCCGGGGCUGUGAACCUGACGAACGCCCAGCGACAACACUACGCCGACAUCGUCCGGGAGCGCGUGGACGCUAUCCUCGCCCACGAACGGAGCUGGACGGAGCGUCGGGACCAACUGCUGCCGCCCCUGGACCCGAGCGAGUGGAAGCAGGUCAAGAUGAGCAAGCAGCUCCGCUUCUUCAAGCGCGUUCGAGGCGGCCGGACGCUGCAGCAACUGGCGAGCGAGGAAUCGCUGCCGGACGUCCGCCAGGCGGUGGUCAACGGCUACUCGAGCAUGAUGUGCGACGGCCAAGUGUGGGGCUCCAUGGAGGACAUGAUGUACGGCAUGACGGCUGCCUCCCAAGAAGACCUGAUGACGGGCUUCUAGUACAAGAACCCGCCGCAGGACUGCGUGUGGCUGGGCAGCGCUGAAGGCGCCUCACCCGAGGACCCCUUCCACUCCGCCGGCUUCAUCUGGGCGCUCCCCAAGAUCGCCUUCAACGUGGACAUCUGCUACCUCAAAGCCACGGGCAUGGGGAGGGACCAGGACGAGAAGCGCUACGGGUAUUUGGUGCUGCACUCCGUCGAAUUGACGCAGUGUCGGCCAUUUGAGGCGCGCAAGAUCUCUCGAGCCAAGAUGUACUUCACCUGCCUGUUCCGAGAGACCACGCCCGGGUAUCUCAACGUGACGGUGCGCGGCAUCUUCGACCUGGGCAAGAACCGAGGGAAAAUCGCCAAGAAGCUGGUCACGGCCGCCACCAAGUCCUUCAUGAUCGGGUUGCUCAACGGCGUGGGCAUUGGGCUGGCCAAGAAGCUCACGCUCAUGGCCCGUCGCAACCGCAACGCCCUUCGAGCUCCGAAGCAGUCUGGGUGCUCCAUCUGCCUCAAGGCUGAAAGAAGGUCACUCUUCGGCUUGGGCGCGAGUUUGGAGUCUGCGGAGCUACAGUCUGCUCGACUUGCACCGCCAACGCCAAGCAGCCGCUCUUCCUUGGAGCGAACAAACCGUGCUCCGAGGCUGCGUGCUGCUUAAAUUGCAUGCAUGAAGCGAGGAGUAUGAGGGGGAUCCGACCUGAAGAUCCAGAGUUUCAGGUCAUCGCCGAGUACUACCUCAAGCGCCGUACACACACUGCCUUGUCACUGAGCAGCCCUGGAGCAGCAUCAGCUUCAGUUUCAGCUUCUCGAUCACCGCUCGCUCCACGGUACCAGCUCGACACGGUGACGCGCAACCGCGGCAGUAGACGGCGUGCCUCCGUCGUCAAGACCAACUUGUCCGCGGACAUGCCGACCAACUCGACGGCCGACGAGAGCUUCCUGGACACGGACCCGUUCUCGAGGGAGCUGGACGAAGCGGACUUCUGCUUCAGCUCCGACGAGGAAGAGUCCAACAGCUCCGUGGUGGCUCAGCCAGGGCCAAGUCCAAGCCCAGAGACGUCCGACUCGGAGGUCACCACAGUCACGACCUGGCACAG
This is a messenger RNA of Phytophthora sojae, 1760 nucleotides long. RefSeq lists its product as hypothetical. The record is from RefSeq and is a predicted model, not a curated record. The transcript has a single exon. The coding region runs from base 824 to 1321 and encodes 165 amino acids. NCBI's taxonomy places the organism in Eukaryota, Oomycota, Peronosporomycetes, Peronosporales, Peronosporaceae.